AAGCCCCCUGUCUCUUUUCCGGGGACGUCUAGUGCGCAUGCUUGAAUGUCAGGAAGGAGUAUCUCAUUUUCAACAUGGCGGCGACCAUAGAUCACAGCAAUGCUUCACAGGCGACAAAGAAAAAGCACCUCGGCAUCCCUGAAGCAGUGUUUUUGGAGGAUGUGGACUCUUUUAUGAAGCAGCCGGGCAAUGAGACGGCAGACACCGUGCUGAGGAGGCUGGACGAACAGUACCAGAAAUAUAAAUACAUGGAGCUUAACCUGUCUCAGAAGAAACUUAGGUUGAAAAACCAGAUCCCACAAAUCACACAGACGUUAGAAAUUCUACGACACAUGCAGAAGAAAAAGGAAACCACAGAACCCAUGGAAACACACUUCCUACUGGCUGACAGCGUUUACUGCAAGGCCUCAGUGCCGCCCACUGACAAAGUCUGUCUAUGGUUAGGCGCUAAUGUCAUGUUAGAGUACGACAUCGAUGAAGCCCAGGCUCUCCUAGAGAAGAACUUGUCCACAGCAUCUCGCAACCUAGAGACUCUGGAGGAGGAUCUGGAUUUCCUGCGAGACCAGUUCACCACCACUGAAGUCAACAUGGCGCGAGUCUACAACUGGGACGUGAAGAGAAGGAGCAAAGAGAACCUCUUGAAAUCGGCAGAAAAGUCUUAAUAUCACCCACUUCCCCACUUUGCAGCUUCUUCUUUGUCAAUGAAAACAAUAAAACCCGAUCCUUAAAGUUGUAUGCAUGUUCCUCGGAGGUUAAAGCUCAGAGUCUGAACCACUUCUGUGCUAGCUUCGAACUCACCAUGAUUAAAUGAAAGUCCAGUUGCUUUAGGACAGCGUCGAUAGUCUCAUGUAAGUCUCCCCCGUAUUCACAGUAUAUCGGGGAAUUUCACAGCUUCUGUUUUCUGUUCAUUUGAUAUAUUUUUUAAAUAUUUUUCCAGUAAAAAUCAACAAAAAAAACAAAGGAUUUGAAUAAAUGUUGUGUUCUUCUCAGUUACAUUCUGGGCCAGAUUGCGAGUUUUUAUUUUUUAGCUCUAUGUUCUUUCUCUUGUAUCUUCCAUUCUCACCCUUUUUUCCUCCACUUGGAGCUUUCAUUAAACCGAUGCUUGAACGUAAUGGAGGGAGUCCAGCCGGCAGUGUGAAAACUAAAGAUGAAUAAAACCGUUUUGUCUCAUGG
Oryzias melastigma (Indian medaka) is the source of this 1173-nucleotide messenger RNA. RefSeq names its product von Hippel-Lindau binding protein 1 (gene vbp1). Bases 75 to 662 code for a protein of 195 amino acids. NCBI's taxonomy places the organism in Eukaryota, Metazoa, Chordata, Actinopteri, Beloniformes, Adrianichthyidae. The transcript has 6 exons. The record is from RefSeq and is a predicted model, not a curated record. Gene Ontology annotation, molecular function: tubulin binding. Gene Ontology annotation, biological process: microtubule-based process; tubulin complex assembly; protein folding. Gene Ontology annotation, cellular component: prefoldin complex; cytoplasm.